AUUCUAAAAAUGAUGUAGGUGGUUUGGCCUGACGACCCUCCCAAGGGGGUUGCUUCUUACCGGCGCGGCGGCUAACGUUAGCGGGUGCAGCCAUGGUGAUUGGAAUGGUGUCAAGUCGAAAGAUGGCUAUGGUCGUGCCAGCAGGCACCGAGAUCACCCGUCAAGGUGUGUCAGAUGCUGGAAAGCGAGGCUGUGUGAUGGUGGUGAAGCCGGUCGCGCGGGCAUAUAUUCUAUCUGGACAUAUGAUGUCUAGCUGGUUUGUUGGAGACUGGCUUCUGCGCAAGAAGUGGCCCGCGAUUAUGGCGAUGUUUCUGGCGCUCGCCUUUCAUGCUGCCGACUAUUUUGGAGCAUUUUACACCUUGAGGGAGGUGCCGGGUGUCAACAAUACGCCGGUCGCCAUGUAUCAACCAACACUGCUGUCCUCAACGAUGUCGGUGGCAUCGAUGGUGGCUUUUACGCUGUCUCUGGUGUGUGUGCUGACAAGGGUUCACAGUCAGCUACUGUGGAUGACUUUGCGCACCUUUGAUCCUUGGGCCAUCAUCGCCUGCUCGGCCCGGGGGUGGAGCGCCCGGACAUUUUCUCGCUAUUGGCUGCAGCAGUCCCAGUCUGAUGCCGGGUGGCACAGUGACGCGGGCUGGGUGCACAAUUACAUCGCCUACGGCAUCGACUUGGUCAUCAUCCUUCAAUUCUCUGGUUUGUUGAUCUUAGUUGAGGCAGCAGAUAUUCCCAAGGACGUGAAACGGAUUUUUGUUGCGAUUUGCUUGCUCUAUUGUGUGGUCAUUUCGGCCGUGACCCUUUUUUGGUCCGAGAUGCCGGACUGGGACACCGAUGCAGAAGUUCAAAUCCUUUUCUUCGCCACGAUGGCGCCGAAGAGUCAAUUUGUGAGUGCUUAUGGAACCAUGGCGGUUCUUCUCACCAAAGCAGCCGUGAGCACCAUCCUACAAAAGAAUGCUUUCAUGUACCUUCGGUGUCACUACGAAUACUGCAUGGACCAGCUGGACACCAGCUUUGCAAAGCUGGCGACCACCGAUCCCUCCUGUAUAGUGUAUGCAGAUUUCCGCCUGGCCUUGCAGGAAAUUGGCAUUUCAGAGAGUCAUAUCUUUGCUGGCUUCAAUCGUUUAGACGUGGAUCACACCGGCAAAGUGUCUCUGCACAAUUUCCGGACCUGCUUGAUGGACAUCUUUGCAGAACAUCCAGACGCUUCCCACACGGUCUUGCUCGCAAAAUUCUGUCAGGAAGCGUUCAAUCACGUUUCAGGCUAUAGCUCUUUAGACAGCAUGUUUGGUACCGUGUUUAGUCAGUGGCGGCGAAUGAAGAUAGAAGACUUUGGGGAGUGCAUGUACCGAAGUCUGGUGCAAGAUGCCUCGCUGGAAAAACUAUUCAGACGAGAAAGGAUGCGGACCCAGUCCCUUCUCUUUGCAGCAUUCAUUCAGGUGGCACUCUGUUGGCUGGAAGAACGAGACUUCCGAAAGGUGGAGCGAGAUAUGAUCUCCCUAGGGUUGAGACAUAGGUCCUAUGGGAUCCAACCAUCCUACGUCUGUGUCUUCCAGAUCGCUCUACUGCAGACCUUGUGCCAAAACCUCAACGGAUUGUCGCUGCAAGCGGAGAUCAGCUGGUCGGUGGUCUGGAGCCACUUCGUGGUGGCGCCCUUUCUGCAAGGCCUGGUAGAUUUGGAUGGUGAACGACCAGCAGUUUACCGUGCUGUCAAGGAUUUGCUAGUGGAGACCAAGAAGCAGCCCACGUGCAUUCAGAGCUUGGUCCAUAACCUGCACCAUGUGGUGGGUGGCUUCUGGGAUUGGAACAAGUUGUUCCGGGACCCGGAGCACGAGCGCCAGCACCUGGCGAUGCUUUUAGGUUUCCUGGUGGCCGUGGCAGACGACCUCGACGCGGGGGAGAUCCUGAAAGCUCGGCAGAGGAUACGAGGAAUCGCCAACAUCCACUGGGAUCGAGGAGUCGUUCCUCGACAUAUGCUUGCUUUCCAGCAUGCCAUGUCCGUGACCUUCCGCGAGGUGGUUGGUCCGCACGUCUUUACGCAUGCCGCAGAGUCCAGUUGGGCGGUGUUCAUGCAGACCGAGGUCUUGGAAAUUCUCCUUCUCGCGCCCUUUGCAGAGACCCAAGAUCGGGUGGAAGCAUGGGCUUGCGAGAUCGGAUGCAGAUCCGUAGAUCUGAAGGCCUUCGCCUCCUUGACCGACUUGGCUUGCUUAGACGAAUCCAUGGCAGAGAAGGGCCUGCAACGUCUGCAAGCGGAGUCCGGGAAAUAUCAUGAGGAAUUGACGGUGAAUGAUGUGAUCAAGACCUUCUGUGAUGAGAGUAUGCAGCACCCUUCUUGGACCUUCGAGAAAGUGCUCGAAAAUUAUUGCAAGAUGCCACCCGCGCGCGAUCUUUACCUCUCAGGUUCCUCUGAGCUUUUAGAAUAAGUUCAAUGAUAAAUCUUUGAACGCGGUUCGAACGUGUGCCUAGUGGAGAUGAUCAUCAUGGAGAUGAUCCUCCGAAUGUUCCAGCUGGGAGUUGCUUCCUUUCGAAAUGCCUGGCAAAAAU
Molecule: messenger RNA, 2538 nt
Organism: Cladocopium goreaui
Lineage: Eukaryota; Dinophyceae; Suessiales; Symbiodiniaceae
Source: the annotation of a GenBank genome assembly